AUGUUUGUUGGUACAACACGUUUACCAAUAUUUGGUUCAGUACCAUUACUUCUUAAUACUUGUCUUCUUCUUUUACUUGAUUCAAGUGGAAAAAUAGUUCAAACUAAAUUAGAAACAUAUGGAUUUUUAAAUGAUUCAGGUGAACAAGAAUAUACACUUGAUGAUGCUACAGAUCGAUUAUCGAAAGCUAUUCUUAUGAAACGAUAUGACGAUGCAGUGUUUUGGGCUAAACAACUUAAUGAUAGUCAUGAAUGGAAUAAAUUUGCAACUGCUUUACUUUAUUCAUUAAAUAUUGAUUAUGCAAUAAAAGUUUUUCGAGAAAUUGGUCAUUCAGGUAUGGUUAUGGCACUUGAAGAAAUAAAACAUGUAGAAGAUAAAAAUCUUGUUUCUGCACAUUUUGCUGCUCUUUUUGGUGAUUAUGAUCUUGCACAAGAAUUUUUUCUUACAUGUGGUUGUCCACUUGAAGCAUAA
Messenger RNA from Rotaria sordida, 471 nucleotides. NCBI's taxonomy places the organism in Eukaryota, Metazoa, Rotifera, Eurotatoria, Philodinida, Philodinidae. The record is from the annotation of a GenBank genome assembly.